Messenger RNA from Centrocercus urophasianus (Greater sage-grouse), 1861 nucleotides. RefSeq names its product nudix hydrolase 15 (gene NUDT15). NCBI's taxonomy places the organism in Eukaryota, Metazoa, Chordata, Aves, Galliformes, Phasianidae. Gene Ontology annotation, biological process: dGTP catabolic process. Gene Ontology annotation, molecular function: 8-oxo-7,8-dihydrodeoxyguanosine triphosphate pyrophosphatase activity. Bases 39 to 527 code for a protein of 162 amino acids. The transcript has 3 exons. The record is from RefSeq and is a predicted model, not a curated record. Gene Ontology annotation, cellular component: cytosol.
GGGAGCGGAGGCACCGUAGCGCACAGCUCGCGGCUGCCAUGGGCGAAGCGACGCGGCCCCAGCGCCCCGGGAUCGGCGUAGGGGUGGUGGUUACCAGCCCCGCGCACCCCAACUGCGUCCUGCUGGGCAGGAGGAAAGGCUCAAUGGGAGCCGGCACGUACCAGCUCCCCGGAGGCCACCUGGAGUUCGGGGAGAGCCUGGCGGAGUGCGCCGCUAGAGAGACGCUGGAGGAGGCGGCGCUGCGCCUGCGCAACUUGCGCUUCGCUUCGGCCGUCAACUCCGUGUGCGCCGCCGCGCGCUACCAUUACGUCACCGUCCUCAUGAAGGGCGAGGCCGAGCCGGGGGAGGAGCCGCGCAACUGCGAGCCCGACAAGAACGAGGGUUGGGAAUGGGUUAAAUGGGAUGAGUUUCCUCCAGCAGAGCAACUCUUCUGGGGCCUGCGGUGCCUGAGGGAGCAAGGCUACAACCCUUUUACGGAAGACCUGGAUCACCUGAAGGGGUACACAGGGAGCCAUCAGCUGGCAUGAAGCCUGGUGGUGUGACAGCCCGAAGGACCUGUGGUGCAGAAAUCAAAACGAUGUGUGGUGCUGGCUUUGCCCAUGUCUGAACUGCAGUUACCAAGAUGUCACAUGCUGCAGUGCUUUCACUUGAGUUGUCGUGCAUCCAGGAGGUACACAGGGCUGCCUUCCAAGCAACUGCAAACAUCUUCUGUAGCUGUUAAUGAUUAAUGUUUUCCUUUAGGCAUACUGUUUUAUCUGGGGAAUCUUUAUACAGAUGAGAUGCCCUGUGGAAGUGAAUGAGAAACUCACUUGGAAACAGCUGUAACAGCAUGCCCAAAGGAAAACGAUUUGUUUAAGCAACGGUCCUGGCUUAUUCAUAAAGCUGUUUUGUAUAUCAUGCUGCUUUCUUCAAGUAUACAUCUAACCUGGUCUAGUGUUAAAUGUGGAGAUGAGCAGCCCUGCCUACAGCAGGGGGGUUGGAUCUUGAUGAUCUCUGAGCUCCCUUCCAACCCAAGCCAUUCUAUGUGUCUAUGAUUUUGGACCAAUCUUUAAACUUAGCCUUGUUUCAUAGGUCCAGUUAAGAUGCUUUCAGCAGCUCUAUGAAACAAAAGUCCAGUUUUCCACAGAAUGUCAUGUUCUCCUACACUAUACUUGGAAACCAGUAUUAUAAACAGUAAAAGAAUGCUGCAGAGAAUGAAAAUUCUCUGACCCUUUUUUCCACCCCCUUUCACCUACCUUCUGUUGGCAGUAGAACUUGUUUACAGAAGAAUUUCAGACCUCAGUUGAUUAUCAUUUCUGACCAUGUUAUUGAACCCUAAGAGGUGAAUGUCAAAGCACCUACAGUCUUCUGCUAGGCUGACAGAACACAGUGAAGAAACAAACUCAUUUAUAGAUGUGUAGCUGUGUCAGGCAGCUGCACUUUCUGGCUUAGGAGGGCUGUCAGUAUGAAACAGCACAGAUAGGUGUCAUCCUUUACAGCUACUAGGACUUGAUUAACAUCUUAAUUUUCUGCAUGGGGUGACCCAAUAAUUGAAUUGGUAGCAAAUGAGAUCACAGAACAUAUGUACAAAAAUGAUGGGUUUGUCAUUUUUAUAGCAACUGUAACCAAAGUUGGCUCUUUCCGGGCUGUAGAUAUUAACUGUAAACCAGGCUGGAUUUUAACCAUUAAUUUUUGGAUAGGGACAGAUUGUGACUUCAACAAAUUACAUAACUGCCUUAUUUUUUUUUUUCUCUACAGGGUUAUUUUGUAAUACAUCUGUUUGUUUUGUAACUAUAUCCAUUGUAGAAAAUUACCUGAGAUGUGUUUAUUUUCUUUAAAUAAAAGCAGCACAAUAGAGGAAGAUUAAAAUUGUCUGAAAUUA